Temnothorax curvispinosus is the source of this 1651-nucleotide messenger RNA. RefSeq lists its product as uncharacterized. Bases 39 to 1583 code for a protein of 514 amino acids. The transcript is spliced from 2 exons. Lineage: Eukaryota; Metazoa; Arthropoda; Insecta; Hymenoptera; Formicidae. The record is from RefSeq and is a predicted model, not a curated record.
CGACAUCCGCGAGACCCACAGGUGGAUAACAGACUACAAUGCCGUAUCUGUCGGCGAUGUUUCCAUUGAUCUUCCUGCUGGCCGAAAUCAAUGCAGCUGGCAUCGGCGAAGCUUGGCAAGUUACGCCACAUGUGAAAUCAGUCUACACGGAUCAUCCGUUUCGAUCACGAUCGGACUCCUCGGCGUUCGAGGUUCGCACCGUAAGCGGAGUAGGUCGUCUGGCUUCGUUCGACGAAGCUCGAAAUGUUCAGAAGCAUCCGGAACUCACUACGCCGGGUUUCGUGGAGCCGAACAUCCUUCCGGAAGCAGCCGAGGAAAUUCUUCGCGAGAAUAAGAACCUCGAGCAGUUCCGAAAACUUCUAGAGGACUCACCGUACGACAAUGGCGAGGUUGAGGACGAUGUCGUCAAAGGCGACGCCGUACCUAUACAAAGAAUUUUCCAGAAGACACUCAUGAUGAGAAUUCUACACGCGGACAAGGGAGACGAUGACAACAACGAGCAAGCCACGAGAGGGAUCGUACAGCGUAUUCGUAGGCAAGCGGAGAACGAGACGAGUAUGGAGAAGAUCUCGACGACGAAGAACGUGCGCGAGGCUCGUGUGAGCUCUCCCGAGACAUGGUCGACCGCGGCGCAGCCGAUCUCGGUGGAGUUCCGUCAUCGUAUCCCCUUAGAUCAGGUGAUCCAGCAGCAACAGGAGGAGGAGGAGGCCGCGGCUCUGUCCAGCAUAUACCGUAGGCAUCAGGCACCCCGGGCGGACUUCGUGACGGGCCAGCAUCAUCGACGCUACCCGGACUAUCGCGAGUCCAGGGACAUGCCGAUCACCAAGAACUACGACGACUACGAUCAGAUGUCCUGGUACAGGAACGCGAUACGCGAGAGAGAUUACGAGUAUCCAUCGUAUCGCCGUGGAUACAGCUACCAAUAUCCCGAUCGCUACAGGACGGAGAGGGAUUAUUACACGCGGUCGCCGAGCGAACAGUACUACGAUCGUUACGAUCGUUACCGAGAGGAUGAUCUUGAUUUCUACAGGAACCGACCCCCCGCGCCGAAACCCCGACGGAUCAUCUACUACGCUACCCUGCCGGAAAUCGUGAGGAAACCGGUGGACCUGAGGAACUAUCCGCGGUACGACGCGGGCGCGACCAGAGCACCGGUCACGCGGGACGGCGCCUACAAACGCGUGCCCGGCAACGUCGAUCCCGGUAAGUAUCGGUACAGACAAUCGUAUAGCGGUUACGAUCCCUACAUGAAGAGAGCGAGCUAUUACGAACGUCCGUAUGAAUAUCCCGAAGACGAUUCACGACGCGUCAGAGUGUCAACCAAGGAGGACUUGAGGAACGACAGAUUCGGAGGCGCGAAUAACGAGCGGAAAGUAAGCAAUCUCAUAGCGAUUAGGGACGAGUCGGGCAAGCUGCCCUGGCCGGUGCAAAUCGGCACGGAGGUCAGCAUCAAGGACGACGAGAGGAUCCCCGGUCGUAAGAUCUUCGGCGAGUCGAGCAUCGGCUACGAGAGAUUCCAAAGUGCCCAGCUGCAGAAAGCGCCGGACGCGACAGGAUCCAGCGAGCUCCAAAGCGACAAUUAACGCGUUGAAGAUUACAUCCAUUUGCAUUAAAAAAAAAAUUAAUUCUAGAUUUACUUCUCGACAAACAA